Molecule: messenger RNA, 975 nt
Organism: Scheffersomyces coipomensis
Lineage: Eukaryota; Fungi; Ascomycota; Pichiomycetes; Serinales; Debaryomycetaceae
Gene: FCR3
Product: Fcr3p
Exons: 1
Coding region: 1-975 (324 amino acids)
Biological process (GO): regulation of DNA-templated transcription
Cellular component (GO): RNA polymerase II transcription regulator complex
Molecular function (GO): DNA-binding transcription activator activity, RNA polymerase II-specific; transcription cis-regulatory region binding
Source: RefSeq, a predicted model, not a curated record
AUGGCCAAUGUUUAUGAUGAUUUAUGUCCCUUAGAGUUAAACCAUGAAAAUGUAUCUUUAUUUAAUAAUGUCCACAAUACCAACAAUGGUCAAUAUGAACCAACUCAACCUCAAGCUUCAUAUUCUAAUUUCAAAGGUGAAGAACAAUCUCAAUAUACCAUCUCACCAGAUUCAAACAAUUUAAGAUAUGAUAGUGAUCUGUUAAACCAUAAUAGUGUGUUUGAUAAUCAUGCUCUUCAUGGGGUUAAUAUUAGUGAUGAAUCUUCUCCUAUUGGAAAGAAUCAAAUCCCAUCACCUGAAACUGCUUCAAGUUCAGGUGGAUUAGAUAACUUAGGAUCUAAGAAACAAAAAUCAAAACGUCAAUUAUUAGAUGAACAAGAUGCUAUGUUAAUCGCUAGAGAUGAUUCUGAGUUGACGGAAGAUGAAUUACAAUUAAAGAGAAAAGCUCAAAAUAGAGCUGCUCAAAGAGCUUUUAGAGAACGUAAAGAAACCAAAUUAAAGGAAUUAGAAGCUAAAUUAUUACAAAGUGAAGAAGAAAGACAACAGUUGAUGGAACAAUUAGAUCUUAUCAGAAAACAAAAUAUAUCAAUUCAAACUGAAAAUCAAGUUUUAAGAGCUAAACCUCAAACAAAUGAUUUUAAUAUAAGAGAUAUUGGUGGUGCUAGUGAAGAUAAAUUCACAUUUCCUCAAACUCAAUCUGAUUUUAUUGAUGCUUUAGUUGGUGGAGAAGGUCAUGAAGUUAAUCAAAGUACUAUUAAUAAAGUUUAUGAAAAUUCAGGUCAAAAGAUUUUAGCUAUUGGUGCUGUGUGGGAUUAUUUACAAAUCAAAGCUGAAGAAUAUGAUAUUGAUCUUCAUAAUCUUGAUGUUAAUCUUAUCAUGAGUAAAUUAAGAGGCCAUGAAAAAUGUCAUGGUUUUGGCCCGGCAUAUCCAUUAGAAUUAGUACAAAAGGUAUUUGCUGAAACCGUUGGCCUUUAA